Messenger RNA from Entamoeba invadens IP1, 147 nucleotides. RefSeq lists its product as hypothetical. The annotation marks the transcript as partial. The record is from RefSeq and is a predicted model, not a curated record. The transcript has a single exon. NCBI's taxonomy places the organism in Eukaryota, Evosea, Mastigamoebida, Endamoebidae.
AUGCGAAAGGGGGAAUCGACUGAAAUCAAGAUACCAUGUUCCUUUGAGUCUGAAGCGUCAACUGCACUUGACCCAGACGAAUUACACAAAGAAAAUAAAUUGGGUGAAGGUGGAUUUGGUAUAGUUUACAAAGGCACUUUAGACGAU